AGACUAAGCGGGGGCAGCAAGAGUGAAGAGGAUAAGGUAAUUUUUGUGAACUUUUCUUAGACCUUCCCCUGUUUAGGUAUUGAAAUCGGAAGCUGAAUCCAAAUCAUUCUCUCUAUGAAAUUCUCGUUUGCCCUAAUAUGUUCAAUUUUGAAGAUGAGCUCAUACUUCAACCCCGAGUUUCGUGGUUAAUCUGGAUUCAGCUUCUUCUUCUUAUCCUCCUCUUCGCGCUUUAUUGUCUCACCAUCUUCGCCAUUGAUUUCUCCAAAAUCGAUACCGUCGGCAACUCCACUGCCGCCAUUGCUUCUUCUUCUUCUACUUCUAAUAGUCGCUUCGUUUCUGAAAUUGCUCACAACCACAAGAAUGUUUCUAUGCACAAUAUCAGGAUUGAUUCUGAUCCAUCGCGGAAUGCGCAGGCCAAUAUAGAGCAAAGCACGCGGGGGGAGAUAGUGUGGAGUACGAGUAGGAGAAUCACGCAAACGGGAGAAGGCAGUGUGGUAGGAGGGGAAGGCUGUGAAGAAACCAAGUUAGAACUUCACCCUUGCAGUUAUUUCAGGCUUGCUAAAUCAGCUUUCCUUAGGUGUCUGGGGUUGGACUCUUCAACUGAGAACUCGGUCCCGGAGGAAAGACAGAGACCGGAGUCGACAAAGUCGAAACGAAGUUGAUGUAUGUGUCCCUUUCCCUAUGAAAUGAACUCAUAUCCAUUUUUUGUUUUAACGUUUCUGUUUUAGAUUAAUCAAAUGUAGUUUUGUAGCUUUUGGAAGCCUAAUUUUGCUAAUAUUGGUUGAAAUAUCAUUCAUAAUAGUGCUGCAAAGUGCAAAUAAAAUAA
Cucurbita moschata (crookneck pumpkin) is the source of this 826-nucleotide messenger RNA. RefSeq lists its product as uncharacterized. The record is from RefSeq and is a predicted model, not a curated record. Lineage: Eukaryota; Viridiplantae; Streptophyta; Magnoliopsida; Cucurbitales; Cucurbitaceae. Bases 138 to 662 code for a protein of 174 amino acids. The transcript is spliced from 2 exons.